Molecule: messenger RNA, 2553 nt
Organism: Xenopus laevis (African clawed frog)
Lineage: Eukaryota; Metazoa; Chordata; Amphibia; Anura; Pipidae
Gene: rgs9.S
Product: regulator of G-protein signaling 9 S homeolog
Exons: 19
Coding region: 27-1700 (557 amino acids)
Source: RefSeq, a predicted model, not a curated record
CAGCAGUUUGACUUCAGCACUCAGCAAUGACCAUUAACAGUCUCCAACAAGGGAAGAACUGCAAAGUCCAGAUGUCAUGUUUGGCCAAGAUGGAACGGCUGAUUGUUGCCAUGCAAGAUCCAGACAUGGGCAUCAAAAUGAGGAAUCAGAGGCUACUGAUCACAGUAAUACCUCAUGCAAUGACAGGGAACGACGUGGUUGAAUGGCUAAUUCAGAAGCUUUCUAUCAGUGAGGAAGAGGCUCAGCACCUGGGGAAUCUGCUGGUUAAGUACGGCUAUAUCUACCCCUUGAAGGAUCCGCGCAAUCUCAUCCUAAGAGCCGAUGACUCCCCCUACAGAUUCCAGACCCCGUACUUUUGGACUACAAAUAAAUGGCCGGCCACUGAGCUGGAUUACGCAAUUUAUCUUGCAAAGAAAAACAUCAGGAAACAAGGGGAUCUAGUUGAAUAUGAAAAGGAUAAUUACAAUCAGCUGCACAAACGGAUUAACCACACGUGGGACUUUGUGGUGAUGCAGGCAAGGGAACAGAUAAGGGCGGCCAAGCAACGAAGGAAAGGAGAUCGUAUUGUUAUUGAAUGUCAGGAGCAGGCUUACUGGCUUGUCAGCAAACCAUCGCCCGGUUUAUUGAAUGUGAUGGACGAAGGGCCGGAGAGAGAAGACGUUUGUGCAGGCACAAUGCUCAUUGGAAAGAACAUUGAUUUUUAUAAAAGAGAGAUGGAAUACUUGCAGAAAGCCAUGGGAAGAACCAGAGUGAAGUCUUCAAUCUGCCUGGAAGGCUUUCUGAAAUUCAGCGAACAAUACCUCCCCCACGAUCCCAUCAUGUCUGGCUGCCUCCCCAGCAACCCCUGGAUCACCGACGAUGGCAUGCACUGGACCAUAUACGCACCCAUGGUGGAAAUGCCGAGCAAGCUCAGAGUGGAUCGUUGGACCUUUAAUUUUAUGGAGCUUCUAAAUGAUCCUCGUGGACGGAAAGAGUUCCUACAGUUCUUGGAGAAGGAAUUCAGUGCUGAGAACCUCUGUUUUUGGGAGGCCUGUGAAGAGUUACGUUAUGGAGAACAAGCUAAGGUCGCGUCAACGCUGGAGUCCGUCUAUCAGCAGUUUUUGGCUCCCGGUGCUACGCGAUGGGUGAACAUUGACAGCAAGACAAUGGAAAAGACUUUAGAAGGGAUAAAGAAUCCCCACCGCUAUGUGCUGGAUGAUGCCCAGAUGCAUAUCUACAUGCUGAUGAAAAAGGAUUCCUAUCCGAGGUACCUAAAAUCUGAGAUGUAUAAGAACCUCCUUGGCCAAGCUUUUAUACCUCCGGAAACCAAGAAAGGGGUGUUCCCGUUCAUGAGACGGCAGCGACACUCCAGCCCUAGUCCAGCAUUCCAACUGCCCCAGGGAGAGCAAGAGGCAAGAACGGAACCACUCACCCCUGCACCAGUUUCCCAGCUUGGUCACUUAAGUAAUCCUCUGGCUGCGCUGCCUGAAGCAACCCUACCUACCUGCCCUGAAGAACUCCAGCCUUACUCCUCCCUUUGCCUGGAAGCCCCACCCAUCUUCACCUUCCCGACUCCUACCGCAAAGUCUGAGAGCCAUGAAAAUCCUCUGGGAAGCGAGUCCUGCCCCCGGGAUCCAUUGUGUACAGCCCAAGAGCCCCACCACAGACUCCAGGAGCAGCAGCAGGAAGGGGAGAGAACCCCAACAUCCACAGCACUUUGAUCACCCCCAAAUUCUAUUCCAACACCCAAUGGUGCCUUUAUUUAGUGACAUGCAUGUGGCACACACACUGGAGCAAUGGGUCUAUGCCCUGUGUCUAUUGCUCAUUCCCUGCUCUGUAUAACUGCACUUAUAGUUCCACUAGAACAUUCUAUAGAUGAAACCAACACCGUUUAUUCCUGAGACCCCAAACUGCCAUUACUGGGAGUUGUAGUUCACCGGAGGCAGCGGUGAUUGGAGGAUAUUAAUGCACGAGAUGCUGACUUGGUUAUUCAGGUUGGUAUAGGAGACCCUGGAUCAUUCUGGAAUAUUCUCAGUUUCUUGUAUUUACCCACGGCAGGAAAAGGCUGCUGGGAAAUUUCUUAUAGUGUUGGGGAACAACAUUCCUGCAGCAAUUAAAUGACCCUGGAUUAAAAGGCCAAGGGCCUCGACAGGCAAUUUAAACUAUUUUUUUUGUAGAAUUUUACAUUUUUCGUUUUUCUUUUUAGAAAUUUCCGUUUCCCUCAAACGCACGGACAUCUGAAAACCAUUUCCAAAUAGGAAUGAUUAUUUUGUAGCGGCAAAAAUGUGACUUUCCUGGGAAAAUCUAGCAAUUAAAGGGUUUGUUCAUCUUUAAAUAAACUUUAAGAAUCGUUAUGAGAGUAAAAUCCAGUAACGUAACUGGAGGGGGGCGGGCCCUGGUGCGGGACGUGCUGCCGGGCCCCGCCCCCCUCCGUACCAGAUUUUUUUUUACCCGAAAUCGGCCGAUGCGGCCAGAAAUCAGCAGUGCGAAAGCUGCCGGGGGGUCCUGAGGGGGUGCGGGCCCUGGCGCAAUUGCACCCUUUGCUCCCCUGGUAGUUCCGCCACUGGUAAAAUC